Lodderomyces orthopsilosis Co 90-125 is the source of this 1770-nucleotide messenger RNA. RefSeq lists its product as uncharacterized. NCBI's taxonomy places the organism in Eukaryota, Fungi, Ascomycota, Pichiomycetes, Serinales, Debaryomycetaceae. The transcript has a single exon. Bases 1 to 1770 code for a protein of 589 amino acids. The record is from RefSeq and is a predicted model, not a curated record.
AUGAUUAUACGGCACAUUCACUUUGCAUCAAUACUACUAUCGUUUGCGUUAGCAAUAGUACUGGGAGUUUUAACAAUCCUUCAAAACCGUCACAAUGUAUACCAUCUACUAUAUUCAGUAUCAGGCUUCGUUCUAGCGGCGUACUACGUGGUUCCUGUUGUUUAUACGCACAUAAUUACCAUCUCAUUUCAGUUCAUGAUAUCAUUGUUCAACAUAAUAUCUGGUAUAUUGUUGAUUGUUCAUUUCCAUGAUACUGCUGUUACAAUUUUAUUCACUGUCAAUAUUAUCUUCAUUUCUUUACCAUUAACUAUGUUACUAUUUGUGGUUUAUAUAGAGAGCAACACAAUUGAUAGUGGAGUUACAGAUACAGUUUCCAAAAAGGCUUCUGAUGCUACAUUAUUUGAUCACGAUUAUGCAUUGGAUAAAAAUUGGAUUGAAAAGUACGGAACAGGUGCUCAAAAUUCUCAUGUAUUACCUUACUCGAUUUCGACAAAUACGAUACCACAAGCUCAAUUACAACAAAACCGCACUAAAACCCACGAUACAUCAUCCCUCAUAAAUGUUGACGAUCACUUUGAUAUGCUCAGCCUACAGAAAAGAGAAGCCAUGCGUGAUGUUAAUACGAUGAAUAAGCAGAAAAUACGAAUGCAAAGAUGGAGACUGAUCAACGAUGAGAAGCAGUUUAUGUCGCAUAUAAAUGAGUCGUUACUUCCACCGGUGUUGAGAAACAACAAACGGGUUUCGGAAGACAAUGAGGGAGACAUGCAGGGAUUGGAGCAGAUUAGUGGAUUUAAACUGAAAAAAUUGCGUUCAACUAUCACAUUGGAUGAAUGGGACCUUGAAGAAUACAAUAAAACAAGAAAAAUUUCAGGCUAUACAAUUGUUCCCGGUGUCCACCACAUCGUGAGUGAUUCGAACUUGUACAAAAAGACCCUUGACGUAAAUGAAGAACAGUUAUUACCACCAAAGGAGAGCCCGGUGGACAAUAUCGACCAUUUGAGUGACAUUAGUACCAAUAAGCCAUCGUUAGAUAGAGAUUUUAGCUACCCAUCAAAUCAGAGUGAGUGUGCACCAUCCCUCCAUACUUUUAGAAAAGAAAGUUCCAAUUCUCAAAAUACACAAUUGAGUGACAAUGCCAGUAAGGAUCAAAUCCAGGCUCAAGAAAUUUCGUCAUAUCCUUUACCGGAACCCACAACACCACCACCAUCGAAUGAACUGUUGGUAAACUCCAAAAACAAUUCACCACUCAAGAAGUUUCUAACUGACAGCCCGAAAAAGAUCUUCCGCUCAAAUACAGCGGUCUUCCAUCAACGCCAUAACCAUUCAAGCUCGAUUGCAUCGAAUUCAUACUCUCUAAUGUCAGGUGUUUCCUCUAGAUCAAGAUCGUCAUCGCCAAAAAAAUUGAAAUCGUAUUUAAAGAUUCAUAAACAUAGUUUGAGUGUGCCGAAUUUUGCAAUAAACAAGUCAUCAUCACAUCAUUCAAACUCGCAAAUUCCAUCUCCUCAACAUUCAGAGUACUUUUCUGUUAAUUCAACCAAGCUUAUUGAGCCAAUAGACUUAUGGGAGAUACAGACGACUAAUUUUACUUUUGAUGAUGCAGAGGAGCACUCAUCAUGUGAAUCCAGAAUUGAAGGUGAUGCAGAUGGAGCAAAUGAUGGGUCAAGAGUCAGCUCAUUACCAAGUCAAGCUAUUGGGGAAUACGAUCGGGAAAAAUGGAGAACAAUUAAAUUGUGUAAAGAUGGGGAGACGGUAGAUAAAUCAUGUGUAUAA